GUAUAUCGCGUUAGUGUAUGUUUUGCGUUUGAGCAACGUUGAGGUUUGUUGUGGAGCGUGUGUUUGCGCGAGAGGCUUCCACGUGCCUCGUGGCUUGUUGCGCUAGUGUUUACAUUAGUGCAGCACAGCAAAUUGUGUUUAUAUCGGCAGGACACUAGCAGAAAUUUAAAUACAGGAUGUUAAAGCACGUGCAGCUCAGUCCAUUUCGGACCAGAGCGGACACACUGAGCCUCAGCUCCACGGCCAGCUACUCCAGCCUGAGUCCGGAACCAUUGUCAAGUCGCUCCUCCAGCUACUCAUCCCUCAGCGAGUCCUCGCCCGCGACGACCAUCAAGGUCUACGCUCGUUGUCUGCGUCCGGACAUCGAGUACAAGACUCUCAGCAUCACGUUUCAGACGACCUGUCGCGAGGUUGUGACGUCCCUCCUCAACAAAUACCGCAUGCGUCAUCGUGACCCUAAUUUGUUCUACCUCACCAUGGAGGUCACUGUCAGGAAAGCAGGGGUGAGGACAGUCCUUGUGCUGGAUGAGGACGCACGUCCCGCAGUCCUGCAGUCUUGCCACCCUCGAGGUGACUCUCGCUUAUCGCUGCAGACACGACGUGGCGGCCUCGUCAAGAUAUACGACAGUGUCCUCAUGCCAGGGUCCCAGUACAAGAGCCUUCUGAUCUCGGACCGCACGACAGUGGACGAGCUGAUACAGAUCCUACUCAACUGCUACAAUAGCAAGGAACGUGUUGAACAGUUCUCCUUGUAUGAGGUGUGCCGCAGUCAGGAGUACCAACGUAAACUGCACCCUGAUGACUGCCCUCUCAACGUACAGCACUGUUGGACCAUCCCCAAUGAAUUCCACUUCCUCAUCAGACGCAACCUGGACUUCAGGCCUCGCAGAAAGGGCCCAUGGACUCCAGAGCUGCCAUCUAUACCAUGUUCCUCCCGACAAAGUCAACCAGCCACAUCACAACAGAGCUCCUUGAUGAAUGAGACACCAACUAAAAGUUUAAGCAGUUCAUCGUACGCGGAUUAUGAGAACUACUUUUAUAUAUGAGCAUCUCUUCAGAAGAGAAACUGUGUGAAAUCUAGUUGUGCUGGCUGUGAAGAAGAUAUGGAACUGGAUGAUGCAUUGGAACAUGUGAAAGUAACGUGGACGAGAAGUGGAUGCUAGGACCGAAACGAAGCAGCUAUGAAGAAAGAUAAUGUCUGAUAGAAGUGGGAAAUAACACAUAUUUGUUACCAAAGGAUGGUUAAUGUGAUUGUGUAUGGUAAUACUAAUAUAAAGACUAAUUUUCAUUACAUGUUUAGGAGCAGAUGGUGCAUGAUGUUGUGUUGUGACAUUUUAAUGUGUUUGAAUUUAUAGACCUCAUUUAUUACAAUAAUAAGCCCCUCCCAAAAUUCCGAGCCAAUGUUAUUCUGUCAAACCGAUACGUAGUAGUUUUGUUAGGCGCGGUAAUUAGUGUAUUAAUUAAAGAAAACAUAAACAAAGUAGGCAUCAGUGCAUGUUGAUUGUGGACUUGUGGCUUGUGGUGUAGUAUAGCCUUAUAGAUGGUGUUUCAAAAGAAUAUAGCACCUCCAUCUUCAGGGUAGAGAACAAGACUACAAAGUGUCACAACCUGUAAGACCAUAGAAGAUAUCUUCACUGCUCUGAGAACCUUGAAUCUCAGAAUUCAGUUCAGAUGUACAUAAAUACACGUGAUUUGAAUGUGAAUUGUUAUGAAGAUUUUUGUUACCAAAUUAAUCAUUUAAUUAUCCGUUCUGUUCGUAUU
Zootermopsis nevadensis is the source of this 1761-nucleotide messenger RNA. It is a transcript of the gene rau, whose product is annotated as RA domain-containing protein rau. Gene Ontology annotation, biological process: positive regulation of fibroblast growth factor receptor signaling pathway; positive regulation of epidermal growth factor receptor signaling pathway; signal transduction. Lineage: Eukaryota; Metazoa; Arthropoda; Insecta; Blattodea; Termopsidae. The record is from RefSeq and is a predicted model, not a curated record.